UGCCAUCUCUUGCUCGCUGGCGUUGCCGGACGGCUGCACUAAACAGCUGUUCGAAUUUCGGCGGCAUUUCAUUUCAUUGGUAAUUGUUAUUUCUUCAACAAAAACAUGGUAAAAACUAAGGGAAAUCAAAAGAAAUUCGGCAUGCAUCCACGUAACGUGUUACGCACGCAGCCGGACUAUACAAAAAUGGCUAUAAAAUACAAAGAUUUUCGAGCGCAGUGCCAGUUGGAGCUCAAUGGCAAGGUUUCUGUGAACUUUCGCAAUGAAAAGACCCUGCGUGAGUUGACCAAAAUGCUGUUAAAGGAAUACUACGAUUUAGACGUGGAUUUUGCACCCGGCAGUUUGGUGCCCACUUUGGCACUCCGUUUGAAUUACAUUUUGUGGCUGGAGGAUCUAAUGGAGCCUCUAAAUUUGCAGGACAUACGUGGUAUAGACAUAGGUUGCGGUUCCUCCUGCAUUUACUCGCUCCUAGGAGCCAAGAAAAAUGGUUGGCACAUGUUGGCUCUGGAAUCGAAACCCCAAAACAUAGAAUACGCCAUCGAGAAUGUAAAGAAAAAUCGCUUGGAAAGCCUUAUAGAAGUCUAUGCUCAAGCAGACAAAACGAACAUCUUUAAGGGCUAUUUUGAGCAGGAUCAGCGAAUGUCAGUGUAUCAGUUUUGCCUGUGCAAUCCACCUUUCUUCGACUCGAACUUGCCAAAUCCCUUUGGCGGCAAUACCAGGAAUCCCGAGAGACGACCAGCACCCAAUAAUGCCAGGACUGGAAGCCAGGAGGAACUCACGUGCGUGGGCGGCGAGGUACAGUUUGUGCAACGCAUCAUAGACGAGAGUCUGGAACACAAGGAGCGUGUGCGAAUCUUCACCACGAUGCUGGGCGUCAAGGCCAACGUUCCAAGAAUACUAGAUUACCUAAAGAAGCUGCAGGUGGCGAAUGUCACCACCACGGAAUUCCAUCAGGGACACACGACACGAUGGGCGGUAGCCUGGAGCUUUCACUCGGAGCCACUAAGGCAGGCAACAUCAUAAGAUGUUGUUACCAUUAGCUUUUGCAGAGUAUCUUCUUUUUGGUUAAGGCAAUGUGGUUGUACAUCGGCAUCGCAUAAAGCAGUAGUUUUAAUAUACAAGUUGUUGAGGAAUUACUGAAACUUUCAAAUUAACUCUGACCUUCACCUCGGCUCAUCCAAAAAAGUGACUCCAUUACAAG
Molecule: messenger RNA, 1201 nt
Organism: Drosophila erecta
Lineage: Eukaryota; Metazoa; Arthropoda; Insecta; Diptera; Drosophilidae
Product: U6 small nuclear RNA (adenine-(43)-N(6))-methyltransferase
Exons: 4
Coding region: 106-1023 (305 amino acids)
Biological process (GO): rRNA base methylation
Cellular component (GO): nucleus
Molecular function (GO): 23S rRNA (adenine(1618)-N(6))-methyltransferase activity
Source: RefSeq, a predicted model, not a curated record